Molecule: messenger RNA, 4635 nt
Organism: Acinonyx jubatus (cheetah)
Lineage: Eukaryota; Metazoa; Chordata; Mammalia; Carnivora; Felidae
Gene: SLF1
Product: SMC5-SMC6 complex localization factor 1
Exons: 21
Coding region: 870-4106 (1078 amino acids)
Biological process (GO): positive regulation of double-strand break repair
Molecular function (GO): protein binding
Source: RefSeq, a predicted model, not a curated record
GUUAAACGCUUUAGGUAGGAGAAACCAUGAAAAUCUUAAAACUCUUGACAAAGCAGCAAUAUUGAUUGUAUUUAAGACUGGGUAUAUCCUUUCCAGAAAAGGGAAGUUUAGAAGUGAUUUUCUUUAGUAGAUUUAAAAUCAAAAGAGAGGUAGGUUUAAAAGCAAAAUAGUUCCCUAGAAUAACAUUAAGAAACUUUAGUUUUCAGUUUUCAGUUACUUACUGGUUGCCUUGAAAGGAUGAAGAAUAUUCACUGGCAUGGAAAAAUGAACAUGAUAAUAUUUUAAAUAAAACUUAAAAUACAGAACUAUAUCAUCUCAGUUUUGUUUAUAUAUAUAUAUGUUAUUUUUUCACAUACAUAAACUUUUAAGUAAAUCCUUUAUCUUAAUUAUUAGCAUACAACUUAAAGGAUGCAUUAUGGUUGAUCAUAAAAUCAAUGUAAUCAGAGGAUCAGACGUUUAUGCUUAUUUUUCUACCACAAACUUUGUUGAGCAUCCCUGCCCAUUUUUUGCAGCACUUUAUUCUUUCACUCAGUGGUUUACACCCUAGUUUUUUAUCCUCCCUCCUGAACCAGACCUUUGCAUUCAACUAUAUUCCUACUGUAUUGCCUCUACUUCUCCCUGACUUCUCUUUUCUAUACACUCGGUCAUAUUCUUCAGUUAUGUUCUAGCUAUGUGUCAUUGUAAAGAAUUCAUAGACCCUAAAAAGCUAGUACAUAAUAAAAUGUUCUUAAUUAUGAUGAGUGCUAUAGGUUUAUUUGCAUUUCCAACCAACACCAACUGCACAGGAAUUUCAGGCAUCAGGGAUAGGCCCAUGUGGGAGAUAUUUUGGGAAAGUCCACACCACAGAGACAGUUGCUUUCUCUGCAUAAAUGCCAGCUCUGUUCACAAUCAUUAUCUGCUUAGUUGUGUGUAUUAUAUGGUUCAAGAUGGAAGAUGGUGCUCCAAAGCAUAUCAUCCAGAUGACGGGAUUUAAGAUGGAAGAAAAGGAAGCUCUAGGCAAAUUGCUUUUAAAACUAGAUUGCACUUUUAUUAAGAGUGAGAAAUACAAAAAUUGUACACAUCUUAUAGCUGAACGUUUGUGUAAAAGUGAAAAGUUUUUAGCAGCUUGUGCAGCAGGAAAGUGGGUACUAACUAAGGACUACAUAAUUCAUAGUGCCAAAAGUGGCAGAUGGCUUGAUGAAACAACUUAUGAAUGGGGCUAUAAAAUUGAAAAAGACUCUCAUUAUUCGCCUCAAAUGCAAUCUGCACCUAAAAGAUGGCGUGAAGAGCUGAAACGCACUGGUGCUCCAGGAGCCUUCCAUAGAUGGAAAGUUGUCCUCCUUGUUAGAGCUGAUAAACGAAGUGAUUCUCUUGUAAGAGUUCUGGAGGCUGGAAAAGCAAAUGUUAUUUUACCAAAAAGCUCACCAAGUGAAAUAACUCAUGUGAUUGCCAGUAAUGCAAGAAUCAAGGCUGAGCAAGAAAAAGACAACUUUAAAGCUCCAUUUUAUCCAAUUCAGUAUCUAGGGGAUUUUCUUUUAGAGAGAGAAAUUCAGAAUGAUGAAGAUUCCCAGACCAAUUCUGUUUGGAAUAAACAUAGCAAUCAGGAAAAAAACAAAGAUUUCUGGAAGGAUAGGGGAUUUCUUGAAAUGAAAGGUGCCUUAAAAGAGACCACGCAUAGAACCCAGAAAGAAAAGCAAAAUCAUGAUGAAGAUGUUAACGUUAGUUCUCUUUUGACUGGCCAUCACAAAAAAGAAAAAUUCAGAGAUUCCAAUAAAGAUUUGAAAUUUGUUAAAAUGAGAGAUGCCUUAGGAAGGUGCACGUAUGGAAGUCAGAAGGAAAUUAAGAAAAAGGAUGAAGAUGUUCAAAGGAGUUAUACUUUGAGGAAAAAACGCAAAAAGGGAAAUGAAAGAGAUUCCAGGAAAGACAUUGAACGUAACAAAAUUAGAAGUACCUCAAGAAAGCACAUAUAUAGAGAUGAGAAAGAAAUGAAGAAUUCCAUUUUUGCUGAUGGUGCCAAAGAAUCAAAUCCCAAGGAUGUCAGGACAGAUGUGGAUAUUGUUGAAAUAAAAAAUGACCUAAGGAAGCACAUAUAUAGAGCUCAGGCUAUCAGAUACAGCUGCAUUAGAAUAGAUAAACAACCAGUGUACAAUAUUGAGGCUAAAAACGCUGAAUUUCCCAGAGGUGUAUUAAAUUUAAUUGAAAGUCUCAUAGAAGGACAGUUUUUUAAAGAGGCAAUUGAAGAGCUUUCCUCAUUACAGGCACAUUAUAUCCCCCCUGUAUGCCUUCUUCAUGCUCUCCUAGAGAACAUUCUGCAGGAUAACAUAGAUACAUUUUCUGGCCGAUACUUUCAUAUAUUGUCUGCUCUUCUUCACCUACAUCCUCCUUGGAAGUCCCCAGCCAUGUCAAGAUAUUACUUAGAGCUGUUUCAGUGUCCAACUUGUAUGAAAGGAGCAUGGUCUCUCAUAGAAGUGCUUAUCAGGUCUUGUCUUUACAAUGAAAGUUUUUGUCAUCAAAUUUCGAAAAAUAUUAUUGGCAGUAAGGUGCUCCACCUGACCCUGCUCAAAUUUUUCUUUAAUUUAGUGGAAAGUGAAGUGCGACAUCUGAGCCAAAAGUUGUAUGACUGGUCAGAUUCUCAGAGUCUGAAAAUAACAGGAAAAGCAAUUCUUCUUGAAAUCUUUUGGUCAGGAAAUGAGGCCUCUGGGCUUUUGACCAAACCAGUAAAUAUGCUUUUGGAGUGGACCAUAUAUUCUCACAAGGAAAAAUGCAAGUCUAAUGAUGUCUUCAAACAUGAACUAGCCUACUUACUCACAGGAAUUCUUGGAGCAGCAAUAGAUUAUUGGAUCUUCGUUGGUCUGAAGAGGGGUAAAAAUGUGAUGCGGCACAUGUCUGAUGACUUAGGAAGUUAUGUUUCCCUUUCAUGUGAUGACUUUUCUUCACAGGAAUUAGAGAUUUUCAUUUGCUCCUUUUCCUCCUCCUGGCUUCAAAUGUUUGUUGCAGAGGCAGUCUUUAAAAAGUUGUGUUCACAGAGUUCCAUCAGCAUUUCUUCUGAGCCACUCUCUCUCCAAAAAAUGGUAUAUUCCUAUUUGCCAGCUUUGGGGAAGGCUGGUGUGCAUGGGGCUGGAAAGAUACAGAUAUCAAAGAAGAUAGGACAGCGGCCUUGCCUUGAAUCUCAGAGAGCCUUGUUAAUGCUGAAUGGUGCGAAACAGAAACAAGUGGAAGGGCUGCCAGAAUUACCAGAGCUGAACCUUGCUAAAUGUUCCUCAUCGUUAAAAAGAUUGAAAAAGAAGUCAGAAGGAGAAUUAUCAUGUUCCAAGGAGAAUUGCCCCUCUUUAGUUACAAAGAUGAAUUUUCACAAAACUAAUCUAAAAGGAGAAACAGCCCUCCAUAGAGCUUGCAUAAAUAACCAAGUGGAGAAAUUGAUUCUUCUUCUCUCUUUGCCAGGAAUAGACAUCAAUGUUAAAGACAAUGCUGGCUGGACGCCUUUGCAUGAAGCCUGUAACUAUGGCAACACAGUGUGUGUCCAGGAAAUUUUGCAACGUUGUCCAGAGGUAGAUCUGCUCACUCAAGUGGACGGGGUGACUCCUUUGCAUGAUGCACUGUCAAACGGACAUGUAGAAAUUGGCAAGCUGCUACUACAGCAUGGGGGCCCGGUGCUUUUACAGCAGAGGAACUCUAAGGGAGAAUUGCCCUUGGAUUACGUGCUAUCAUCUCAAAUCAAGGAGGAACUAUUUGCCAUUACAAAAAUAGAAGAUACAGUGGAGAACUUUCAUGCACAAACAGAGAAACAUUUUUACCACCAGCAACUUGAAUUUGGUUCAUUUUUACUUAGUAGGAUGUUGCUAAAUUUUUGUUCAAUUUUUGAUUUAUCUUCGGAGUUCCUUUUAGCUUUCAAAGGGUUAACUCAUCUAAAUGAGCUGCUUGUGGCUUGUAAGAAUUAUAAGGAAGCCACCAGUGCUCACACCGACUGGUUAUUGGAUCUUUAUGCUAGAAAUAUAAAGACAUUGCAGACGCUCCCAAAUAUUCUUAAGGAACUGCCUGAGAAUGUAAAAGUGUGCCCCGGAGUGCACACUGAGGCCUUAUUGGUGACACUGGAAAUGAUGUGUCGUUCAGUCACAGAGUUUUCGUGAUGAUGACAAAAACAAUGAGUCCACUUUCCGAACGUAGUUAGCUUGCUUUGUCAUUUCUCAUGGACGUUAUAGCUUAUUAACAAAUAAUAAUUUUAUUUAUUUAUUGACAGAAUUUGCAGCUUUGCUGAAUUUCAAAAGCACUUAAUGAGCUGCUGCAAAACUCUAAAUGUAAGCCCCUGACUUUUUCCAUGUUGUAGAAUUUGACUCAGAAGUAAAAAGAGUUUCAUUUGGUGUACACUGUUUUCAUUAAUCUUUAUUAUUUCUUGUUCUGAAAAUAUUUAUUUAUAUUGUACAUGUAAAACAUUUUAAUUUAAAUAUUUUUUCAAAUCAAAAUGUAACAUCCUCUGUUCGAGGGAUUUGAGGUUUAGAAUCAUGACAAGGAUAUUCAUGCAUAUGUGUACCUAUAAGCAUGUAGCUACCUGUUUUCUUCUCUGUAGGCUGUUGAGCUAAAAUUACUCAGUUUAGUUUUGUUGUAAAAUAAACAUUUCUAAAAUUUACAAUAAUAAUAUUCUCUUGGUUUUUAAAUGCA